AUGAGGGUGUGCUCUGGAAAGUGUGCCAUAGCUUAUGGACAAGUCAUUCCUUUGCAUGCAGGACAUGACACUUUGACUUUUGGCCUAAGACAAGAAAUUAGCACUGGUUCCUCAGUGGAUUCAGCUGCUAUCACUACUGGCAGACUGCAAGCAGCACCAGGAAUGAGGUUUAGCAGCACACGUCAUGUGAACAUGGAGCUAAUUGUUAUUGAUUUCUUGGGCAGUUAUGGUAAAGGAGCAUUAAUUAUCGUUAGCACAGUUGCAUUAAUGCUGUUGUACCUAAUCAAUGUGACUUUUGAGGGGAGGAAUCUGUCCUUCAGCGAGGAUGGCUACCAGAUGCAUCCCAAAUUGGUGAUAAUCCUUCUGACCAAGGAGAGGAAAUGGGAGAGGGUAGGAAAGUGGAAAGACAAAAACCUUCAGAUGAAAUACUAUGUAUGGCCUCGUGUGUGUCCUGAGACUGAAGAGCGGGAGGAUGACCACUUGAGCAUUGUCACCCUGGAAGAGGCUCCUUUUGUCAUUGUGGAAAGUGUGGAUCCAUUGAGUGGAACCUGCAUGAGGAAUACAGUUCCCUGCCAGAAACGCAUUGUCACUGAGAACAAAACAGAUGAGGAGCCAGAUUACAUUAAAAAAUGCUGCAAAGGUUUCUGCAUUGACAUCCUCAAGAAAAUAUCUAAAUCUGUGAAGUUCACCUAUGACCUCUACCUAGUUACCAAUGGCAAGCAUGGGAAGAAAAUCAAUGGAACCUGGAAUGGUAUGAUUGGAGAGGUGGUCAUGAAGCGUGCCUACAUGGCAGUGGGAUCCCUUACCAUCAAUGAAGAACGCUCAGAAGUGGUGGACUUUUCUGUCCCCUUCAUAGAGACUGGCAUUAGUGUUAUGGUGUCACGAAGCAAUGGGACUGUCUCACCAUCUGCCUUCUUAGAGCCAUUCAGCGCUGAUGUGUGGGUUAUGAUGUUUGUAAUGCUGCUGAUUGUCUCAGCGGUUGCAGUUUUUGUCUUUGAAUACUUCAGCCCUGUGGGUUAUAACCGGUGCCUUGCUGAUGGCAGAGAGCCAGGCGGUCCCUCUUUCACCAUUGGCAAAGCUAUUUGGUUGCUGUGGGGUCUGGUAUUUAACAACUCUGUACCAGUUCAGAACCCAAAGGGAACAACCAGCAAAAUCAUGGUGUCAGUGUGGGCCUUCUUUGCUGUCAUCUUCUUGGCCAGCUACACUGCCAACUUAGCUGCCUUCAUGAUUCAAGAGGAGUAUGUGGACCAAGUUUCCGGCCUGAGUGACAAAAAGUUCCAGAGACCGAAUGACUUCUCACCACCCUUCCGAUUUGGGACUGUGCCCAAUGGUAGCACAGAGAGGAACAUUCGCAAUAAUUAUCUUGAAAUGCAUACCUACAUGGGGAAAUUCAACCAGAAGGGUGUGGACGAUGCACUGCUCUCUCUGAAGACAGGGAAGCUAGAUGCCUUCAUCUAUGAUGCCGCAGUCCUGAACUAUAUGGCAGGCAGAGAUGAGGGUUGCAAGCUGGUGACUAUUGGUAGUGGAAAGGUAUUUGCUUCUACUGGCUAUGGCAUUGCUAUCCAGAAAGAUUCCGGAUGGAAGCGCCAGGUGGAUCUUGCCAUUCUGCAGCUUUUUGGAGAUGGGGAGAUGGAAGAACUGGAAGCUCUCUGGCUUACUGGCAUUUGCCACAAUGAAAAGAAUGAGGUCAUGAGCAGCCAGCUGGAUAUCGACAACAUGGCAGGUGUCUUCUACAUGCUGGGGGCAGCCAUGGCCCUCAGUCUCAUUACAUUCAUCUGUGAACACCUUUUCUAUUGGCAGUUCCGCCACUGCUUUAUGGGAGUCUGCUCUGGCAAGCCUGGAAUGGUCUUCUCCAUAAGCAGAGGUAUUUACAGUUGCAUCCACGGAGUAGCCAUUGAGGAGCGUCAGUCGGUGAUGAAUUCCCCCACGGCCACUAUGAACAAUACGCAUUCUAAUAUCUUGCGCCUGCUUCGUACUGCCAAGAACAUGGCUAACCUGUCUGGAGUCAAUGGGUCCCCGCAGAGCGCUCUGGACUUCAUCCGCCGCGAGUCAUCCGUCUACGACAUCUCCGAGCAUCGCCGCAGCUUCACCCAUUCUGACUGUAAAUCCUACAACAACCCGCCCUGUGAGGAGAACCUCUUCAGUGACUACAUCAGUGAGGUGGAACGAACUUUUGGCAACCUUCAGCUUAAGGACAGCAACAUGUACCAAGACCACUAUCACCACCACCAUCGGCCCCACAGCAUCGGCAGCGCCAGCUCCAUCGACGGACUGUAUGACUGUGACAACCCCCCCUUCACCACCCAGCCAAGGUCAAUCAGCAAGAAGCCAUUGGACAUUGGCCUGCCGUCGACCAAACAUAACCAGCUCAGCGAUUUGUACGGCAAGUUCUCUUUUAAGAGUGACCGUUUUGGUGGCCAUGAUGACCUGAUCCGCUCGGACGUCUCGGAUAUUUCCACUCACACGGUAACCUAUGGAAACAUUGAAGGCAAUGCCGCCAAGAGGCGAAAGCAGCAGUACAAGGACAGCCUGAAGAAGCGACCGGCUUCCGCCAAGUCUCGGCGAGAAUUUGACGAGAUCGAGCUGGCCUACCGCCGGCGGCCACCCCGCUCCCCGGACCACAAGCGCUACUUCAGGGACAAAGAGGGGCUACGGGACUUCUAUCUGGACCAGUUCCGAACGAAGGAGAAUUCUCCUCACUGGGAGCACGUGGAUCUUACGGAUAUCUACAAGGAACGGGGGGACGACUUCAAGCGGGAUUCAGUCAGCGGGAGCGCUCCCUGCGCCAACAGGUCUCACCACAAGCACGGGACGAGUGACUUUGGAGCCAACGAGCGCAAGCACGUGGUCAGCGGCGUGCCAGCCCCCUGGGAGAAGAACCUGACCAACCUCGACUGGGAAGACAGGUCGGGCGGUAACUUCUGCCGCAGCUGCCCCUCUAAGCUUCACAACUACACCACACCGGUGGUGGGGCAGAACUCCAGUAGGCAGGCCUGCAUCCGGUGUGAGGCCUGCAAGAAAGCGGGCAACCUGUACGACAUCAGUGAGGAUAACUCCCUCCAAGAGCUCGACCAGCCCGCUGCCCCGGUGGCAGUGACGUCGAACGCCCCCGCCACCAAAUACCCUCAGAGCCCGUCGAAUUCCAAGGCACAGAAGAAGAACCGGAACAAGCUCCGCCGGCAGCACUCCUACGACACCUUCGUGGACUUGCAGAAAGAAGAAGCAGCCCUGGCGCCCCGAAGCGUGAGCCUGAAGGACAAGGGCCGUUUCCUGGAAGGGAGCCCCUACGCGCACAUGUUUGAGAUGCCAAGUGGUGAGACCACCUUUGCCAACAACAAGCCCUCAGUGCCCACGGCCGGACACCACCACCACAACAAUCCUGGAGGCGGUGGCUACAUGCUCAGCAAGUCGCUCUACCCUGACCGGGUCACACAAAACCCUUUCAUCCCCACUUUUGGGGAUGACCAGUGCUUGCUCCAUGGCAGCAAAUCCUACUUCUUCAGGCAGCCCACGGUGGCGGGGGGAACGAAAGCCAGGCCGGACUUCCGGGCCAUCGUCACCAACAAGCCAGUGGUCUCAGCCCUUCAUGCGGCUGUGCCAGGCCGUUUCCAGAAGGACAUCUGUAUAGGAAACCAGUCCAACCCCUGUGUGCCUAACAACAAAAACCCCAGGGCUUUCAAUGGCUCCAGCAAUGGGCAUGUUUAUGAGAAACUUUCUAGUAUUGAAUCUGAUGUCUGA
This is a messenger RNA of Antechinus flavipes (yellow-footed antechinus), 3738 nucleotides long. Its product is annotated as glutamate receptor ionotropic, NMDA 2B. The record is from RefSeq and is a predicted model, not a curated record. Gene Ontology annotation, cellular component: plasma membrane; postsynaptic membrane; postsynaptic density membrane. NCBI's taxonomy places the organism in Eukaryota, Metazoa, Chordata, Mammalia, Dasyuromorphia, Dasyuridae. Gene Ontology annotation, biological process: monoatomic ion transport; excitatory postsynaptic potential; long-term synaptic potentiation. Gene Ontology annotation, molecular function: NMDA glutamate receptor activity; transmitter-gated monoatomic ion channel activity involved in regulation of postsynaptic membrane potential. Bases 1 to 3738 code for a protein of 1245 amino acids. The transcript has 13 exons.